AUGGCAAAAUGCGUUUUGGUAUUGUGUUCCCUAGCCAUAACAUUUGCUGUGACCAUUGCUUUUGAGCCUAGUCCUUUGCAAGAUUUCUGUGUCGCAGACCCAACCAGCCAAGCACGAGUAAAUGGCCUGCCUUGCUUGGAUCCUAAUCAAGUAAGCGCUCAGCAUUUCAGCUUUAGUGGAAUUCACAUAACUGGCAACACAUCGAACUCUCUAGGCUCAAGGGUUACACCAGUUAAUGUGGUUCAAAUUCCAGGACUCAACACCCUCGGCAUCUCCUUGGCUCGCCUAGACUAUGCGCCGUGGGGCGUUGUUCCGCCCCACACUCAUCCUCGUGCCACCGAGGUUCUUACAGUCUUAGAAGGAAGCCUCUUGGUGGGGUUUGUGACCUCCAAUCCAAACAACCAGCUCAUCUCCAAGGUCCUCCAGAAGGGUGAUGUGUUUGUGUUCCCUGUUGGACUCGUACACUUCCAGAAAAAUGUGGGCUAUGGUAGCGCUGUUUGUAUUUCUGCUUUGAGCAGCCAAAAUCCUGGCGUUAUAACAAUUGCUAAUGCAGUUUUUGGAUCCAACCCAUCCAUUGAUGUUAGUGUUCUUUCCAAGGCUUUCCAGGUUGACCAAUCCAUCAUUAGUCGCCUUCAGGCACCAUUUUAG
This is a messenger RNA of Ziziphus jujuba (common jujube), 648 nucleotides long. Its product is annotated as putative germin-like protein 2-1. The transcript is spliced from 2 exons. Gene Ontology annotation, cellular component: cell wall. Lineage: Eukaryota; Viridiplantae; Streptophyta; Magnoliopsida; Rosales; Rhamnaceae. The record is from RefSeq and is a predicted model, not a curated record. Bases 1 to 648 code for a protein of 215 amino acids. Gene Ontology annotation, molecular function: manganese ion binding.